Molecule: messenger RNA, 1161 nt
Organism: Mycotypha africana
Lineage: Eukaryota; Fungi; Mucoromycota; Mucoromycetes; Mucorales; Mycotyphaceae
Product: Fibrillarin-domain-containing protein
Exons: 2
Coding region: 193-1161 (322 amino acids)
Biological process (GO): box C/D sno(s)RNA 3'-end processing; rRNA methylation
Cellular component (GO): box C/D methylation guide snoRNP complex; nucleolus; small-subunit processome
Molecular function (GO): RNA binding; rRNA methyltransferase activity; histone H2AQ104 methyltransferase activity
Source: RefSeq, a predicted model, not a curated record
UUUUUCUCUUUCUCUUUAUCUUUCGUAAACUUGAAUCAACUGUUGAAUCUACAGGACAUUUAGUUUAUUGUUACAAUCAAAGGAUAGCAGCAACAAACUAGAAUAAUUUAAACAACAGUAACAAGUUAUUCGUUCAACAACUCUUAACCUUUUUAGUUUACAACUCGACACUACACAACAUAUAUAAUAACAAUGGCAUUUGAAGGUGGACGUGGAGGUGGCCGUGGUGCUGCUAGAGGUGGUCGCGGUGGUUUCGGCGGCGGUGGCCGUGGUGGAGGCCGUGGUGGUUUCGGUGGUGGCCGUGGCGGCGGUCGUGGUGGUUUCGGCGGCGGUGGCCGUGGUGGCGGUCGUGGUGGUUUCGGCGGCGGUGGCCGCGGACGUGGUGGCGCCAGAGGUGGUCGUGGUGCUGCUCGUGGCGGUAGAGGAGGCGCCAGAGGAGGUGCCAAGGGAGGUGCUAAGGUCAUUAUCGAACCCCAUCGUCAUGCUGGUAUUUUUGUCGCUCGUGGUAAGGAAGAUUUGUUGGUCACUAAGAAUUUGGUUCCUGGUGAAGCCGUUUACGGUGAGAAACGUAUUUCUGUUGAUGGUCCCGAAGGUACCAAGAUUGAAUACCGUGUGUGGAAUCCUUUCCGUUCCAAGUUAGCUGCUGCUGUUCUGGGUGGUAUUGAUCAUGUUCAUAUCGCACCUGGAAAGAAGGUUCUCUAUUUGGGUGCUGCUUCUGGUACUUCCGUUUCUCACGUUGCUGAUGUUGUUGGCCCUGAAGGUGCUGUCUAUGCUGUCGAAUUCUCUCAUCGCCCUGGUCGUGAUUUGAUCAAUAUGGCUAAGAAGCGUACUAAUGUUGUGCCUAUUAUUGAAGAUGCUCGUCAUCCUCAGAAGUAUCGUAUGCUUGUUCCUAUGGUUGAUGUCAUCUUUGCUGAUGUUGCUCAACCUGAUCAGGCCCGUAUUAUUGCUUUGAAUGCUCACCAUUUCCUUAAGAAUGAAGGACACAUUGUCAUCUCCAUCAAGGCUUCUUGUAUCGAUUCUACAGUGGACGCUGCUACCGUCUUUGCCCGUGAAGUUAAGAAACUUCAGGAAGAAAGAAUUAAGCCUCAAGAACAAUUGACUCUUGAACCUUAUGAAAGAGAUCACGCUGUUGUCGUUGGUAAAUAUGUUCGUUUCAAGUAG